AUGCAUUGGCGCGUUUCUUUGCCAGUCCUUUCCCUCGCUGCUGGGGCGGUUGCAAAGCACUAUGCCAUCAUGGACAAUGACUGGUAUACGGCCGGAUUCGUGCCUUAUCUGAUCGCUCUUGACGGAGACAUCGAUGUUCUGGCCUUGGCCUCGGACACUGCCAAUAGUUGGCAGCCACAGGUCGCCUUGCACGCCGUCGCUACUUUGGAGGCCGGCAAUUUGAGCUGCAUUCCCGUCUAUCCUGGCGCGACUUGGCCAUUGAUCAACACCCCCGAGCGUUUCCAGGCAUGGGAGACUAUUCACGGCAAACUGCCCUGGGAGGGUGCAUUCGCACCUGAGAAUCAGACUGCUGAAGCCGCAGGCAAUGAUCCUACUUCGGGAGACCCCAACCGUAUUGUCAAGGAGGCCUUCAAGGAGGGAUUCCCCAAGGGAAAGCCUAACAAUUCGACCUCAGCUGCGAACUUCAUGGUUGAGAUGGUACACAAGUACCCGGGUCAGGUUUCUAUUUACUCUGCUGGUGCCUUGACCAAUAUCGCAUUGGCUGUGCGCAUGGAUCCCGAGUUUGCCUCGCUUGCUAAGCAGCUGGUGAUUAUGGGCGGAUAUGUGGAUUUGAAUAUGCUCGAGGCUACUGGUAGCAUUAUGUUGGCCGAUUAUCAGUCCGAUAUCAACCUCAUGAUCGACCCUGAGGCUUCCAAGAUCGCUUUGACUGCCGACUUCCCUAGCAUCACUAUUGCCGGCAAUGUCGCCAACCAGGUUUUCCCUACUCAGAAGUUUGUCGAUGAAGUCAAGACUGCCGAUAAUGCCUACGCUCAGCUUUUCGCUAAGUACUACGAUCUCUCGUUCCCCUUCUGGGACGAGACAGCUGCGGCCCUGAUGGUUGAUCCCACGAUCGCCACCAACCAGACAUCAGUUUACCUUGACGUGGACACUAGCUACGGUAGCCCGAACUACGGUAACAUUCACGUUUACCAGAAGGCUCUUGCACCUGGUGGCAUUCGUGAAGUCAACUAUGUCUUUGAGGUUGAUGCUAAGAGACUGACGGAGCGGAUCAAGCACUCCUUGAUGCAUCCCAAGACCUGUGCGGAUCUUGCCUAA
This is a messenger RNA of Penicillium subrubescens, 1095 nucleotides long. RefSeq lists its product as uncharacterized. Lineage: Eukaryota; Fungi; Ascomycota; Eurotiomycetes; Eurotiales; Aspergillaceae. Gene Ontology annotation, cellular component: cytosol. Bases 1 to 1095 code for a protein of 364 amino acids. Gene Ontology annotation, molecular function: purine nucleosidase activity. The record is from RefSeq and is a predicted model, not a curated record. Gene Ontology annotation, biological process: purine nucleoside catabolic process. The transcript has 4 exons.